Molecule: messenger RNA, 685 nt
Organism: Branchiostoma floridae (Florida lancelet)
Lineage: Eukaryota; Metazoa; Chordata; Leptocardii; Amphioxiformes; Branchiostomatidae
Exons: 2
Coding region: 311-676 (121 amino acids)
Source: RefSeq, a predicted model, not a curated record
UCCGAAAUGCCAUCUAAAUGCUAUCCAAAAGUCUCCCACUGCUCUUCAAACUUGACACAGAUUCAGGUUGCAGCUUGAAUUUGGUAUAAAUUUCGAGGGAAAUUGGAGUCUUAUCAGUUACUGAAGGCACCUUACGGUAGUACCACCCUGCCUGCCUUCUUCACGCGUUCAGGCACGCGAACAUACGUAACGCGGCGUAGGUCUAUCGUUGGUGCUAUAACGUAACGCCCGCUACUGACGUGGUAUAGGUACUCCAACGCUCCGCGCUGUUGCAUUUCAAGCUUGCAGAGGUUUGAGACCAGUGGCAGAAAUGUCUACUGGCUGGCGUCUUGCGGGCAUGGCGCCGGCGAUGUUUGCUGUAAUAGUUGUUUGUGAUGCCUUAGUCUUCGUAUCCGGUACGGCAGUUGGACGAUGGCCGCCCGCCGUCUUACAAGGAAGAGAUGGCCAAAUGUUGAUGGAGCGACCCGACCGUGACGAGGAGGCCUCCACCGAGCCCCCGGACGCAGAGGCGAGCAGCACCGAGGGACCCAACGUGCGGGGCUGGCUGUUCGAACGGGUCGGGACUGAAGGCUACGUCCCACCGUGGUACUGGCUCCGCCGCCGCUCAGCCGAGAAGAGGUCCCUGGGCGACAAGGGUUUUUUUCCAACGACACGCCAUAUCAGCCUCUUCGGCUAAGGCCGCUGA